Molecule: messenger RNA, 249 nt
Organism: Prunus armeniaca (apricot)
Lineage: Eukaryota; Viridiplantae; Streptophyta; Magnoliopsida; Rosales; Rosaceae
Source: the annotation of a GenBank genome assembly
AUGCUUGAUGCAAGUUUGGACGGGGCAGACUUGAAUAGAUUUGCACCGAGCAAGGAGAUCAAGUAUGACAAGUUUGGUCAUCACGCUGGCGGUGUUUUGCUGAGAACUUGUAUAGGAAGCUUGAUAGUGGUAGAGUUUUUACAGACAUUACUUGUGAUGGCCUUCGGUUGGCUAUUCGUCGAUGGGUAUUCAGAAAUGAUAGUGAGAGACUUAUCAGAAGAGUUGAAGGUGAUGAAGUUGGUGUUCUAG